Molecule: messenger RNA, 948 nt
Organism: Pelobates fuscus (common spadefoot toad)
Lineage: Eukaryota; Metazoa; Chordata; Amphibia; Anura; Pelobatidae
Product: odorant receptor 131-2-like
Exons: 1
Coding region: 7-948 (313 amino acids)
Biological process (GO): detection of chemical stimulus involved in sensory perception of smell; G protein-coupled receptor signaling pathway
Cellular component (GO): membrane
Molecular function (GO): G protein-coupled receptor activity; olfactory receptor activity; odorant binding
Source: RefSeq, a predicted model, not a curated record
UCAGUAAUGUUGAAUUUCACAGAUUUUUACAACAACAAAACACAAGUAUCUGUUCAGAACAGCAAACUUCUAGAACUCAGGAUUAUGAUUCUGACACCAAACCUGAUCAGUUUCUGCUGUUUUCUUUACAUCGUUGCAAUCAUGCUAAAUGUCUUCUUCACCACACCCCAUGUCAGAGACAAUGCUCGCUAUAUACUCUUUGCCCAUAUGAUUAUCAAUGAUUUAAUUUAUCUAGUUAUUGCAAUCUCUCUUUUCCUGUUAGGUUUAUUCCUAGUUACUGUCCCUGUUACAGUUUGCUACUUUGUACUUAUUAUUUCCUCCUCAUCGUUCAAGGUGACUCCAUUUAACCUGGCUGUCAUGUCUCUAGAACGUUAUGUUGCCAUCUGUAUUCCACUACGGCAUGCUGAGUUUUGCACCAAACAGAGAACUGGUAAUAUGAUUGCCAUCAUAUGGAUUAUGGGGCUAAUUCCUCAAAUUGCUGAUUUUAUUAUUCUGACUUCUUCAGUUCAUAUGGACUAUUUUUCUCAAUCCGACUACUGCAGUAGGUCCAUCUUUUUGAAUACGGAAAGUCAAAAUAUGUUAAGGUCUGCAAUGCAUGCAAUGACCUUUUCUCUGGUGGCUUUGGUCAUUGUGUUUACCUAUGUCAGGAUUAUGCUGGUUGCUAAAAAGAUUGACUCUGCUAAAGGUUCAGCCUCUAAAGCCAGUAAAACAGUUAUGCUACACGCUAUCCAACUCUUAUUGUGCUUGUUGGCAUUUACCUACCCCAUUACAGAGACAUAUCUCAAGGGAUAUAUGUUUCCCAUUAUCAACUUCUCUCUCUUCAUGUGUCUUCCACGAUUUAUCAGUCCUCUAAUCUACGGGAUAAGGGAUGACGCGUUUCGCACUUGUAUAACACGAUAUGUAUUCUGUAGAUCUGUAAAGAUAAAUGUUGACCAGUUUACACACUAA